CAAUGCAACGCAGACGACGGAACUCUAAGACAACAGGACCUAAAGCUCUACUGAAUUAAACUGACAUUUCAGACAGGGUUAUUGAAUUCCAAGGACGCCGAUUCAACUCUAAUUUUCCAAGUAGACGGAGUUCGACAGCAAGUCUUAGAGUCAGCAGUACUGCUCAUCCAUUGUCCUGGUCGGGGAAAAAGCGACGCCCUCAGGCCGCCGGUGGUACUGCAGGUGCCGGUGAGUUGUGAGAUAGUGGGAGUCUGAAUAAUUUAACGGCGGAAAAUGAGCUCCGAGGAGGCGGCAAUUCCACCGAAACAAAGCACAGAUGACGAUGGCAUGUCCUGGUGGUACCGGUGGAUCUGUAAAUUGGCUGGUGUCCUGGGAGGCAUUUCAUGUGCAACGAUGGGAGUUUGGAACUGCGUGACGGUGAAUCCGUUAAACAUCGCGGCUGGAGUUUGGAUGGUGUUGACAGCGUGUGUAUUGUUCCUGUGUGAGGUGCCGUUCUGUUGUCAGUUUGUGGAGUUCGCUAAUGUGAUCGCGGCACGUGCGGACCGACUGAAGCCGUGGCAGAAAGCCCUGUUUUACUGCGGGAUGGCGCUGUUUCCUAUAUUUUUGAGCUUUUCGAUCACGACUUUAUUUGGGAAUGCCAUCACGUUUGCUACAGGAGUGCUGUACGGACUUGCAUCUCUUGGAAAGAAAGGUGAUGCAGUGAGCUACGCUCGAUUACAGCACCACAAACGGAGCGAUGAAGAGAAACUUACAGGAACAACCGAUGGAUCUGUGCCGUGAAUCUCGCAUCUUCACCUCCCCUCUACCUCCAUUCCACCCUCUCUCUCUCUCUCUCUCUCUCUCUCUCUCUGUGUGACAAGGUGCAUUGCCAGACUAAAGUGUCUCCUCACUGUUUGUUGGGUAAAGCUCUUAGUAGUGUAGAUGUCUUAAUUUGAAACAAAUGCAAACAAGGCUGUGAAGUAUACAACUAUAGACUGAUCACUGUGUACCUUGAUGUUGAACAUUCAGCUGACUAAACCUUAAACACGUUACAUUGCAUUUGUGUAACUCGUACAAAUGAGAUAUGACUGAAGACCUUAAGACAGCGCAACCCACCGAAUGGUUUGUACGUCUAUUCCUCACAGCCUUGUUUUCAUUUGUGUUAAAUAUGCCGUCCAUCCUGUCUAACGUCCAUACAUAUGCUAACUUUUGACCUUUGAGAGAGCCCGCCAGUGGGAAAUUGUUCUCUAGUUAAUUUGUGUGAAAAUAAUUUUAAAUGAUGGGUUUUUAAUUUAAUAUUUGUAAUAUGUUAUAAUUUUUACAUUUAUUAAAUCUUAUUUUUGCCUCACUUUAUAAAAACGGCAAUUGGUCGACCUUAGGUUCCUUCAUACACCUGUGUGAUGAAGCUUAACAAUGUUUUUCUUUGUUUACGUUUCAUUUACGAAUCCCAGCGAUGGAGAGGUGUCAAUACAUUAACUUAAACUAUCGUCUCCAGCCUUGUCGCUUCUAUCGAACGACCGCAGCACCAGCGGAAGUAUUUGGAAGUUUGGCCAGUGGGAUUUUUCCCAGAACUAUUUUGUUACAUAGAUGAACAAAGAUACAAAAUGUAAGCAUGCAAAAUGUGUUUCAACGAUUACAGGUGUGUUAAAGCCAAUGCAGGGAUAAAAACAAAGUGUUUGUGAGCCUCUGUUAACUUAAUCUUAACUCAAAGAUUUCUGCGGCAUGUUUUGUGUACUGAAGAAACUGUGGAAUGUAAUUUUGCUACGCUGCUCCAAAAGCUCGCUGUCACUUUAAUAAGUGGUUACUGGUUGUUUCAUUAUAAGCUUGUUUGUGUGAGUGUUAUUCUGAAAGAGUUUAAAGUGUUUCCUCUAAUUUACUUUCCAUUUUCAGGACCGUGUGUGCGUUUCUGCCGUCUUAAAGGGAAAGUUCACCCAAAAAUGAAAAUUCUGUCAUUAUGUACUGACCCCCAUCCCAGAUGUACAGUAUAUGACUUUCUUUAUUCUGCAUGGCACAAAUGAAGAUUUGUAGAAUAAUAUCUAAUAGGUCCAUACAAUGAAAGUGAAUUGUGACCAAAACUUUGAAGCACCAAAAAGCACAUAAAAGCAGCAUAAACGUAAUCCAUACGACUCCAGUGGUUUAAUCCAUGUCUUCUGAAACAAUGCAGUCGGUUUUGGGUGAGAACAGACCAAAAUGUAACACAUUUUUCACUGUACAUCUUUCUACUACAGUUAAAUUGAUUUCAAGCUCGAUUACUCUUCCUAGUGCUUGACGCAUGCACUAGAUGGUGCUAGGAAGUGUAAUCGAGCUUGAAAUCAUGAUCGCCAAGGAGACGGCUGAUGUUAGGAUGAAAAAGGAGUUCUAUUUUGGUCUGUUCUCACCCAAAAUGGAUUGGAUCGCUUCAGAAGACAUGGAUUAAACCAUUCAUUUUAUGCUGCCUUUAUGUACUUUUUGGAGCUUCAAAGUUCUGUCCACCAUUUACUUGCUGAAAUAUUUUUCAAAAAAUCUUCAUUGUGUUCUGCAGAAGAAAGAAAGUCAUACACAUCUGGGACGGCAUGAGAGUGAGUAAAUGAUGAGAGAAUUUUUUAUUUUGGGUGAACUAUCCCUUAAAGCUUUUCUCUAAAGCCAUCUCUGUCCGCUGCACCGAAGAAGGGCUUUUUUCCGGAACAUCAAAUGACUCUGGAAUUUGUGUGAUGAUGCUUUGAUAAUGUGUUGUUGGGUUUUACUUGUUUACCAAACUGCUGCAUCUACCUGAGCCAGUCUCAACACUGACCGUUAGUAUAAAAAAUCAAGACAAAAGAACAUUUAUCGCUGAGGUCAGAGGUCAUUCUGUCCUGUCCGUACCUUUGUGUGAAUACUUACACUGGCUUUAAUUUUUUCAGGAUGAAUGCUCACAAACUGUCUACACUACAUCUUUUACAAAAUCUGCAAGCAAAGAUUUGCAUGCAAGAUAUUUACCAAGUAAAGGAUUUUCCAAUAACACUAUUGAGACUUUUCAACUACAAACUAUUUAGGGAUCGAAAUCCACCAGCACACAAACCAGCUCAGAUCUCACUAUGCAUCUUGGUUCUAAUCUUUCCUUCUAAAAUUAAUAUUUGUUGCUAAAUUAGGUGUCAAAUCCCUUCAGUAGCUUUCAAAGGUCUUAUCAAAGUGUUUAUUACAAGAUCUUAGUCUCUGUUAUCUUGAAAUCAAACUUAUUAUAACAUGGUGAUCUGGUCCGCAGACGUCUGUUGAAUGUGGUUCCAGAUAGUCACAAUAAGCAUUGAGGCUAUUUAAUAAAUCACCAGACACACAGAAAACUACUGACUUAAAGGGAUAGUUUUAUUAAAAUUCUCUCAUCAUUUACUCACCCUCAUGCAUCCCAGAUGUGUAUGACUUUCUUUCUGCAGAACACAAAUGAAGAUUUUUAGAAGAAUAGUUCAGCUCUG
Xyrauchen texanus (razorback sucker) is the source of this 3404-nucleotide messenger RNA. Its product is annotated as calcium channel flower homolog. Gene Ontology annotation, cellular component: membrane. Gene Ontology annotation, biological process: vesicle-mediated transport. The coding region runs from base 274 to 780 and encodes 168 amino acids. The transcript is spliced from 6 exons. Lineage: Eukaryota; Metazoa; Chordata; Actinopteri; Cypriniformes; Catostomidae. The record is from RefSeq and is a predicted model, not a curated record.